Messenger RNA from Theobroma cacao (cacao), 1664 nucleotides. Lineage: Eukaryota; Viridiplantae; Streptophyta; Magnoliopsida; Malvales; Malvaceae. The record is from RefSeq and is a predicted model, not a curated record.
UUUUCUAUUCUCUACACCUUCUCUUCUUAUUCUCCUCAUCAUUCCCUUUCUAUAUUUCAUUAUUUGUAAAAGAAAGAACACCAAGAAUAUAUUCUCGUGGCUGUCUUUUAAAUCCAAAGGGUACCAACCAACCAUUCUUUUCUGCAUGAACAAGAAAAGCAAACCAAAAGAAAUAAAGAACAUAAAUGAAAAAAGCCCCGCGCACCAAGAACGACCAUUCCAUGUUUAAAAAAAAGAACUUCCCAUUUUUCUUUCCUUCUCAAAAUAUUCUCUUUCACUUUCAUUAGAAGAUCGUAGCAUAGGAGGAAGGUGUUGGGCUAUGGAACCUCGAGUUCUUGAUGGUAUAAUCAAUAGGUUGCUUGAAGUUAGAGGGAAACCGGGGAAGCAAGUGCAGCUUUCCGAGUCCGAAAUAAGGCAGCUUUGUCUUGUUUCUAAAGAUAUCUUCUUGAUGCAGCCCAUUCUUCUAGAGCUUGAAGCACCAAUUAAGAUCUGUGGAGAUAUUCAUGGUCAGUAUUCUGAUCUCCUGAGGCUUUUUGAGAAUGGUGGUUUCCCUCCUCGUGCCAAUUACUUAUUCUUGGGGGAUUAUGUAGAUCGUGGAAAGCAAAGCCUGGAAACAAUAUGCCUUCUCCUUGCAUACAAAAUAAAAUAUCCGGAAAACUUUUUCCUUCUCAGGGGCAACCACGAAUGUGCUUCUGUGAAUCGUAUCUAUGGAUUUUAUGAUGAAUGUAAGAGAAGAUUCAAUGUCAGGCUCUGGAAAGUAUUCACCGACUGUUUCAACUGCCUGCCUGUGGCUGCUCUGAUUGAGGAAAAGAUAUUCUGCAUGCAUGGGGGACUUUCACCUGAGCUCCGCAACUUGGACCAGAUUAGAAAUUUAAAGAGGCCUACUGAUGUUCCAGAAUCCGGCUUACUAUGUGAUCUCCUAUGGUCUGAUCCUAGUAAAGACAUUCAGGGCUGGGGGCCAAAUGAUAGGGGAGUUUCCUAUAUGUUUGGUGGUGAUAGGGUGAUAGAUUGUCUCAAGAAGCUUGAUCUUGAUUUAAUAUGUCGAGCUCACCAGGUUGUUGAAGAUGGAUAUGAAUUCUUUGCUAAUAGGCAACUUGUAACCAUAUUUUCAGCACCUAAUUACUGUGGAGAGUUUGACAAUGCUGCUGCCAUGAUGAGCGUGGAUGAGACAUUAAUGUGCUCUUUCCAAAUAUUAAAGCCUGCAGAUAAGAAACCGAAGUUUGGCUUUGGAACCUUAACUCCAACAAAGCCUUCUACUCCUUCCUCUAGAAUCAAGGAGCAGGAGCAGGAGGAGGGUUGCCACUUGAUGUAAGGAAAAAACAGAAGGCUCUUUGAACUCUUUGGAAUUGGAAUUGGAAUUGUUGCUUCUUUCGGAUCAUCCAAGACAUGAAAAGACUACAACCCGUGGGUAAAACAAAACAACCAGGAAAAAUAAAAAGUACAGAGUGGAAACUAGAAACGCAGCAAGGAAGGAAAAAGGAAAAAAGAACAGAAGUAAGACCAGAAAUAUGGUUCUUAUUUCUGACAUAAUAAUAAUUGCAACAAUCCAACAUCUAAGGCAAUGCAAUUUUUAAACCGCUUCCUCUAUCCACAUUCCUGGAUUUUCUAUGCUGUUGUCACCGAUCUUUGGAGCUGCAAUAUUGAAACCUGAAAGGGUUUUAUCA